AUGAGCACUUCUAAUUUACAGGGUCAACCACCACCGUCUCCAACAACCCAAACUAUCGCAUCUCCAAACGACCACAUCGUCCAAACGAGUGCAGAUCAGUUAACAGCGUGCCAAAUUUGCACUAACCCAAAAAACCAGGAAAUGAUAUGCUGUUCAAUCUGUCAUGCACAAUUUCAUAAAAGUUGCACUAACGCCAAUGCGUCCUCGCUUACCGAUUGGCAAUGUCAGGCAUGUCAUCUAGCAAGCCCAACUUAUAAUUCUUCUGCCAAAGCACCUGCUUCAAACGUAUCCAGGAGCUCUCAACCACGUAGAGUAGCUUUGGAAUUGCAACGAGCAGAAGAAGAACGCAAGCUAGCUCUAGCUGAGCUAGCAAUAAACAAAGAAUUCUUGAGAAAGAAAUACCAGAUUCUGGCCGAGGAAUGUGAGGAAAACGAGAGCAAGAGCAGCCAGUCUGUGUCUGUGAACGCAUGGCUUGAAGGCCAACGAGAAUUUGCAAAUUCUAACAGCACAAUAAUUCCACAAAAAAUGCCUAACAUCAACUCCGGAACACAGAAAGAUUUGCAUGAUUCCCAUUCCAUGCCAACCGGAGAAAAAACCGAUACAAAUCUAAUUGAAGUAGGCGAAAGCGUCAGAUUUUCUUUGCCAUCAAUUCAACAGGCAACAAAACAACCACCUAUAACCACAAUAACAUCCAGUCAGCCACAGGGAGUCCCCGAUGCUCCUUUGAAUAAUGUGAAUACUUACCUAAAUACUGCUCCAUUAGUUCCAAACGCAACCGAAAUAAACAGAAUAACAAAUACAAAUUCAACAUUUUGUAAUGUUCCAGCAUCACUUAUAUAUUCAAGUCGCCCUUCAGAAGGCGGAUGUAUACACCCGCAAAACGUUAAUACUCAAGAUGGGAUAUUUCCAGCGAGUAGUGGCAAUCUAAAUUCAAAUUCAUUCACAUCAUCAACACAAAUAGCAUGUUCAAAUUUAACAAAAGAGCAAAUACAGGCGAGGCACUCCGUCCCAAAAGAGCUGCCUAUAUUCUCCGGCCAACCGGAAGAGUGGCCAGUCUUUAGUUCCACAUUUGACUGGUCUACAAUGAUCUGUGGGCUGACCGAUGCCGAAAAUCUUUUACGGAUGCAAAGGUGCCUUCGAGGAGAAGCUCUUCGCUCAGUACAACAUAUCCUUGUUCAUCCAUCCUGCGUUCCUGCUGCAAUUUCAACUCUUAAACUUCUUUUCGGGCAACCAGAAAAGAUCCUGCAGUCUAUCAAAAUAAGAAUUAAAUCUACACCACCGAUAAAUACAAAUAAAUUGGAAUCAUUUACUACCUUUGCCAUUAACGUCAAAAGUCUUAUCGCCACCAUCGAAGCAUGCGGACUGCAAGAUGAGCUGAAUAAUUCGUCACUUCUCCAAGAGCUUAUAGAAAAAAUGCCUACGCAAUACCAACUUAUUUGGGGAACACAUAAAUUAGAUUUAUUAAAAUUAAAUCAGAGACCUAACCUUCUUGAGUUUUCCAAUUGGAUCUUUAAUUUUGGACUUUCUGCUAGCAGUGUGACCGUGACAACGAAUGUAUCCGCGAGCGAAAACAAUAUCCGAAAUAAAACAAAAAAUGCUUUCAUAAAUGCACACCGUGAAGUGCAACAGAGAAAAUGCUAUGCGUGCAAAAUGCUCUGUAAGAAUGUAGCCAACUGUGAAUACUUUCUGAAAGCCGACCGCGGUGAACGAUGGAAUAUUGUGCGAAAGAAUAAUUUAUGUAAACAGUGUUUAUACCCACACGCUUAUAGGGUAUGCAAGAGCGAGAAAAAAUGUGGCGUCAACGGCUGUUCUUACAACCAUCACGCUCUUCUCCAUCGCUUCUUUCCAGAAGUAAACAAACACGAUGAAAGAGACGGUGCACUAGACGAGAUAAACGUCAACGCGCAUAGUGAAUUAAACCACAAAACAUUGUUUAAAAUCUUGCCUAUAACUGUCUAUGGAAAAAACAAAACAAUUAAUACGUUCGCAUUCAUAGACGAGGGUUCAUCUGUAAGCUUAUGCGAGGAAGAUUUAGCAAUCGAGUUAGAAUUGGAAGGAACCCUACAUCCACUGUGCCUGAAAUGGACUGGGCAUGUGCAGCGGACCGAGAAUACGUCCAAGCGUAUUGCAGUAACUAUCAGUGGUAUAAAGGGAAGGCCUUCAGUAUUAGAAGUGCACACUGUUCGUAAGUUAUCACUUCCAACACAAACUCUUAAUUACGAAGAGCUAAGCGCAGGUUUUCAGCAUUUACAAAAUCUACCCAUUUCCAGCUUCAAGAAUGCUACACCGCAGCUGUUGAUUGGUGCUAACCACUGGAGCUUAGGAAUUCCUAAAGAAAUACGCGAAAACAAAUCCUCUGAGCCAGUGGCAGUGCGUACCGAACUAGGAUGGCUUAUAUAUGGAGGUGGGAAAGAUUUUAAAGACUCCUUUAAUCUUCAUAUCUGCGUGGUUGUUUCUAAAAAAGUAACUUUGGAAGAAGAUCGUGGAAUUACGCUACUUAAAAAGCACACCAAAAGGCGAAUCGAUAACCAUUUUGAGACUGGCCUGCUGUGGCGAUUUGACGAAUUCUCUCUGCCAGAGAGCAUCACAAUGGCAAAAAAUAGACUGCAAUGCUUAGAGCGAAAACUAAAGCGGCAACCAGAACUACUCGAGGUAUUUAGAAGAACUAUAAAGGAUUACUUAUUAAAAGGAUACAUUCGUAAAUUGCCCUUAACCGAAUUAAACCCAAAUGUACCAAAUAAAACUUGGUAUUUGCCAAUUUUCGCAGUCUUCAAUAAAAAUAAACCAGGUAAGGCCCGCGUAGUCUGGGACGCUGCAGCCAAAUCGCACGGUGUGUCUCUGAAUUCUCUUCUAAUUAAAGGACCUGAUCUACUCACGUCUCUGCCUGCCAUACUGUUCCGCUUUAGGGAGAGAUCAAUUGCUAUUUGUGGAGAUAUAGAGCAAAUGUUUCACCAAAUCUUUAUACGACCAGAAGAUCAAGACGUCCAGAGGUUCUUAUGGCGAGACGGCGAUGAUGCCAAGCAACCUGAUGUUUAUGUUAUGAACGUUAUGAUCUUCGGCGCGUCUUGUGCUCCUAGUACAUCGCAAUUUGUUAAGAAUCUGAAUGCUUCAGAGUUUGAAGGAAAGUUUCCUGAGGCCGCUAAAGCAAUCAAAGAAGACCACUAUGUGGACGACUUUUUAAAGUCGGUAGACACAGUUCAAGAGGCAAUAAAACUGGUUGCAGAUAUUAAGUUUGUGCACAAACAGGGUGGUUUCAAUAUAAGAAAAUGGACUUCAAACAGCAACGAAGUAGUAUUAUCAAUUGAAGAGGACCAAUCCAUGCUAGAGAAGAGUCUGGAACUUAUUGACGAACCAGCAGUAGAAAAGGUACUUGGCGUAUUCUGGAUACCCAAAGAGGACAUGAUAACGUUCAAAACUUCUUCAGCAAUUCUGCAAAACGAUAUAUUCCUAGGAAAAAGACCACCCACCAAAAGAGAGAUGCUCCGUAUCUUAAUGUCCAUAUACGAUCCCCUUGGACUAAUAGGAAAUUUUCUUAUGUAUUUGAAGAUACUUCUACAGGAAGUAUGGAGAAGCGCAGUCAACUGGGAUGAACCAAUUUUAAAUGCACAAGCAAUUAAAUGGAUCCAUUGGGUACAAUUAAUUCCCAGUUUACAAACGCUAAGAAUCCCACGUUGCCACCUGCGAUAUUUUACGAACUAUGACGGCAUUGAAACACAACUACACACGUUCGUUGACGCAAGUCAAAAUGGUUACGCUGCAGUGUGCUAUAUUCGAAUCUCUGACGGUCAGAGAACUUCAUGCUCUCUAAUCGGAUCAAAAACAAGGGUAGCACCACUCAAAAUUGUGUCAAUUCCGCGCCUGGAACUUAUGGCAGCCGUCAUAGGUUCAAGAUUCGCAAAAUAUAUUUUGGACAGUCACUCUAUUCGCAUUGUCAAACAUUUCUACUGGUCAGAUUCAAGGACUGUACUCAGUUGGCUGCGAGCGGCUGACCAUCGCCAAUACCAUCAGUUCGUAGCUUUUCGUGUAUGCGAAAUUCUCGACAAUACGGAAUUAAAUGAGUGGCGCUGGAUACCAACUAAAUUAAACAUAGCGGAUGAAGCAACGAAGUGGUCAAAAACUCCAGAUAUAACUCAAAGUAGCCGGUGGUUUACUGGGCCAAUAUUUUUAGAGCAGGAGGAAGCGAAUUGGCCAAAAGAAGAUGGUGACAUAAUAUCAACAGAUCUUGAAUUGAAGCACCAAAUUUUGCAUAUCUCCAUAGUUAACCCGUUGUUCAAAGUACACCGGUUCUCUAAAUGGAUCAGGCUGCUGAGAACUGGCGCAUAUGUCUUUCGAUAUGCACUGAACUUGAAGCGUAAAAAAGACAAGUGUCCAUUAAUAUACGGUGAGAUAACACAAGAAGAGUUAAAGAAAGCUGAAGCAUUGUUAUAUCGACAAGCUCAACAGGAAGAAUACGGUGAAUAUAUCGACCAUUUAAGAUCCGGGAAGCGAUUGAAAAGGUCAAGCGUCUUAUAUCAACUUUCACCCUACUUGGACGGGAACGAUUUACUUAGAGCUGACGGACGGAUCGACAACGCCAAAGUUCCUGAAACUCAAAAGCAGCCUAUUAUUCUGCCAAAAAAUAAUUACGUAACAAGCUUAAUUCUGAUGCAUUAUCACACUAUUUACCACCAUCUGAACCAUGAGACUGCGAUCAACGAGCUUAGAAAAACAUUCCAUAUAGCCAACAUUCGUACUACCUAUAAAAAAGAGGUUAAAAUGUGCCAAAAAUGUAAAAUCGAUAAGGCGAUGCCAAGGCCACCACAGAUGGCUAAGCUUCCUCCUGCUCGACUUGCCUCCUUCGCUGCACCAUUUACAUUUACUGGCCUGGACUUUUUUGGCCCCUUGACUGUUUCAGUUGGCCGACAUACGGAAAAAAGGUACGGAGCAUUAUUUACUUGCUUAACGAUAAGGGCAGUCCAUAUCGAGAUGGUGUACUCUCUUAAUACUAGCUCCUGUAUUCUAGCUAUUAGGAAUUUUAUGGCAAGGCGAGGCAUCCCAAGAGAGUUCUAUAGUGACAAUGGCACUAAUUUUGUCGGCGCAGAGAGGGAGCUACGGGAAGCUAUCAAAGAAGUCGAUGAAAAUGCUCUUAUACGAAAAUUUACAACAACUACCACGAAAUGGAACUUUAAUCCACCCGCCGCACCUCACAUGGGUGGUGCGUGGGAGCGUCUUGUACGCUCCAUUAAGACUGUGUUAUAUAAGAUUGCCCCGAGUCGAGCUCCCAGCGAUGAACUUCUCCGUAGCAUGCUGAUCGAAGUUGAAAACAUCGUCAACACUAGGCCUCUAGCCUAUAUACCUAUCGAAAAUGAUACAACGGAAGCUCUGACACCAAAUCAUUUCCUGCUGGGAAGUUCAAACGGCAUUAAACCAAUAGCAACAUACAACGACGAUCCAGUCGUACUUAAAAGUAGCUGGCUCAUGUCUCAACAAUUCGCUGAAAACUUUUGGCGAAAAUGGCUUUCGGAGUAUCUACCAUCUCUAACUCUUCGGACGAAAUGGCACGAAAAAAUAAAACCUUUGUGCGUUGGCGAUUUGGUUGUGGUGGUUGACCCUAAGUGCCCACGGAACGUAUGGCCACGAGGAAAAAUCGUAGAAGUGCGAACCGCAAAGGACGGACAAGUUCGUAGUGCUAAGGUACUAACAACUCACGGCAUACUGGAAAGACCAUCAACGAAAAUCGCAAUAUUAGAUGUGGCAGCCAGAAAGGAGUAA
Molecule: messenger RNA, 5751 nt
Organism: Eupeodes corollae
Lineage: Eukaryota; Metazoa; Arthropoda; Insecta; Diptera; Syrphidae
Exons: 2
Coding region: 1-5751 (1916 amino acids)
Biological process (GO): DNA integration
Molecular function (GO): nucleic acid binding
Source: RefSeq, a predicted model, not a curated record